AUGUCCUCCUUCCACUCCCACCGCCUGUCCCUCCCGGACCGCACCCUCCGCAAACCCCAGCAACUGCGGUCCUCUCCCAAGAUGGACGAAAUGGAAGACAUCGUGUACGAUUCUCCCUCGUACACCAAACCCUCCCACCACGGGCCCCCCUCCCUUACCUCGAGCACCUCGACCCUGGUCCCCUCCGACGGUGGGUCUUUGCUAGAUCACUUCGACCUCCCCUCCCCUCCCUCAACCCCAGUCAAGUCAACCCAUCAAUACUCCUCUCUCAACAGCUUCCAGUCGCCAGCUCUCUCCCCCGACCUUUUCUCCUCCUCCCUGUCACCCCCCUCGUCACCAAGCCCAAGACGUGACCGCCACAGUGGUCGUCGGAGAUCUCACUCGAGAAGCUCAUCAUCCUCGUCAGUGUCAUCGAGCUCAUCAGCUAUGGAACUGGAUGGUGGUUAUGGAGGAGCGGAUGGGGGUGUAGUCCCUGUUGUGAGAUCGAGCAGACGGACGCCGUAUUAUCCCCCGAACUCGUCGCGGUCGGUGGACAGGGCGAGGGUGUAUAUGAAUCGGGGGCCGCAUUAUGUCCCGAAUUGGACGCCGAUGAGCAGUUUGCCUAGGCAUGUGCAGUUGCAGAUUGAGGAGAGGAUGGUGAAGUUUACUGCUUGA
Molecule: messenger RNA, 654 nt
Organism: Podospora pseudocomata
Lineage: Eukaryota; Fungi; Ascomycota; Sordariomycetes; Sordariales; Podosporaceae
Exons: 1
Coding region: 1-654 (217 amino acids)
Source: RefSeq, a predicted model, not a curated record